AUGCACUCGAAGAUCCUCUCCCUCAACACCACACCCCGCGACUGCCCCCCUCUUCCUCCAUAUCCUCUCCUCUUCCCUCCCCCUCCAUCUCCAUUCUCUUCCCCCGUCCUCCCCCCGACGCACUGCUGCAGAGCUCCUUCCGCUCCCGCUCUGGCCCCACAGCCCCCGCUGCACUCUAAUCAGAUUCUCUCGCCCUCGUCGUCCCUCGCGCCGUCAUCAAAUCGCCCGCCAUCGUCACGCUGCGACCGGCGACCCACGGUGCCCGGGGCAACUGCUCCCGAGCGGACGACGCCCGGUAGCGCUCCCGACGCCCAUUGGUCGCGGUGGAUGGGAAGUUUUUCAGACCCGAAUUAUCGGCCGCCACCGCUCUGGACACGACUUACUCGGAUCGGCGCGGUCAUUGGCUGCGAGGCCUGUCGUACUCCCCUCUGUGGGCGACGCUCUCACGAUAGGUUUUAUGACGACGCCGGAGAGGCGACUGCUGGCCCCGUCGGGCCCACGAGCCUGACCGCGCGACCCGCCCGAGCAGUGGGACCGGUCCGGGUGACCAGUGACCGGGGGCCCCCUUUCCCUUUUGGUCACCACCCGGUUCCAACUUUCUGCAGGUCGCGGACUCGCGGACUUACGGUCGCGCUCGAGCAGCUAUCGCCUUAUAUCUGCCGGUCAGUCAGUGCAUUCGGGGAGAGGUUCGCCGCAAUGAGCCGCUUACGCUAA
Marchantia polymorpha subsp. ruderalis is the source of this 714-nucleotide messenger RNA. The record is from the annotation of a GenBank genome assembly. NCBI's taxonomy places the organism in Eukaryota, Viridiplantae, Streptophyta, Marchantiopsida, Marchantiales, Marchantiaceae.